Corapipo altera (White-ruffed manakin) is the source of this 2910-nucleotide messenger RNA. It is a transcript of the gene ESPN, whose product is annotated as espin. Gene Ontology annotation, molecular function: actin filament binding. The transcript is spliced from 14 exons. Gene Ontology annotation, biological process: actin filament bundle assembly. The record is from RefSeq and is a predicted model, not a curated record. Gene Ontology annotation, cellular component: cytoplasm. Lineage: Eukaryota; Metazoa; Chordata; Aves; Passeriformes; Pipridae. The annotation marks the transcript as partial.
UGCCUCCGGUACCUGGCGGCCGAGGCCGCGCUCCGCGGGGACGCGCGGGCGCGCAACGGGGCCACGCCGGCCCACGACGCCGCCGCCACCGGCAACCUCGCCUGUCUUCAGUGGCUGCUCACGCAGGGGGGCUGCGGCGUGCAGGACACAGACAACUCCGGUGCCACCAUCCUACACCUGGCAGCCCGCUUCGGUCACCAUGAGGUGAUCGACUGGCUCCUCCGCUUCGGUGGCAGUGACCCCAUGGCAGCCACCAACACAGGAGCACUGCCCGUCCACUACGCUGCGGCCAAAGGGGAUUUCCCUUCCCUGCGACUCCUCUUGGGACACUGCCCCAGCACGCUGAGUGCCCAGACCAAGACGGGGGCUACCCCACUGUACCUCGCCUGCCAGGAAGGCCACCUGGAGAUCAUCCAGUACCUGGUGCAGGACUGUGGGGCUGACCCCCACGCGCGCGCCCAUGAUGGCAUGACCCCACUGCACGCCGCUGCCCAGAUGGGCCACAACACUGUCAUCGUGUGGCUGAUGAGCUUCACGACGGUGAGUCUGUCGGAGCGGGACGCUGAGGGGGCCACAGCCAUGCACUUUGCUGCCAGCCGUGGCCAUGCCAAGGUGCUGAGCUGGCUGCUGCUGCACGGCGGGGAGAUCACCACGGACAGCUGGGGCGGCACGCCACUGCACGACGCUGCCGAGAACGGCGAGCUGGAGUGCUGCCAGAUCCUGGUGGUGAAUGGUGCCGACCUCAGCAUCCGUGACCAGGAUGGCUACACGGCGGCCGACCUCGCCGACUACAAUGGCCACAGCCACUGCGCCCAGUACCUGCGCACCGUGGAGAACAUGAGCGUGGAGCACCGCGUGCUGUCGAGAGACCCCUCAGCAGAUGGGGAGUGCCGGCAGCCUGACUCGGGCAUGUCAUCGCCCAAUACCACGGCAUCGGCGCCCCAGGCACGCUUCGAGGUGGGCUCCCCUGCCAGCACCCUCUCCAACUACGACUCCUGCCACUCCAGCCAGUCCAGCACCGGGGAGAAGAGGGGCGGCCCCCCCGGGGCCCCUGCCGCCCGUGAGUGCGGGGCCGGAGGGCGCGGGGCGGGGGGCAUGGGACCAGCCCCCCCUGACCCCCUGCCCUGUGCAGGGGUGCCUGAGCCGGCGCUGGCGGACAUGCAGGCGUACAUGGACAUGCUGGACCCUGAGACGCGGCCGCGGGGCCGGGGCCCAGCAGGCGAGGGCCCCCCGCUGCCGCCACCCCCUGCCUUCCCUCCACCACCUCCCCCACCCCCCACCACCCGGCCACCCCCACCACCCCCUGGCUACCCUGCACCCGCACCCCCCACCGCCCCCCACACUGCUGACAUCUAUGUGCGGGCCAAGAACAACCUGCGGCACGUGGAGAGCCAGGCGCUGCGCCGAGAGCUGGCAUCGCGUGACACCAGUCCCGAGGGUCUGCGCAGGGCUGACUCCAGCAGGCGAUCGAGGAAUUUCGGCAAACAGCCGAGCACCGGUGACUACUACAAGCACCUGGGGCACAUCGCGGCUGAGCAGCCCGGCCCCCGUCGAAUGGCGCACAGCGAAGAGGCAUCACCCAUCUCGGCGGACAACAUGCGCAAUGGGGAGAGCAAGCCCAGUGCUGAGCUGCCUCCCCCACCGCCACCCCCACCACUGCCUGACAACGCCUGCCCGACGCCCCCACCACCACCCCCACAGGCCGAGACCCCCGCUGGCCCCCGCCGCUCCUCCUCCUCCACGGGAAGAGGAAAGGCGCUCAGGCAGAUGAAGAGCACGAAGUCCUUCAACAUGAUGUCCCCCACCGGUGACAACUCAGAGCUGCUGGCCGAGAUCAAGGCUGGGAAGAGCCUCAAGCCAACUCCGCAGAGUAAAGGCUUCACCACUGUCUUCUCCGGCAGCGGCCAGGCAGGGGCCAACGCAGAGUCGCCAGUGUCCUCCCCAUCACCCACCAGGACGCCCACCCCACCAGCCACCCCCGAGGCUGCCGGGCCACCACGUUGCCUGGCAGGGGGCUCACCAGAGCCGGUGCUAAAUGGGAGCUCACCAGUGCCAGCAGCAGGUGCUGGGGCGGCGGUGGAGGUAGAGGCGCUGGUGCCGAGCCAGGACGAGCAGGGCCGGCCCAUUCCCGAGUGGAAGCGGCAGGUGAUGGUGCGAAAGCUGCAGCUCCGCAUGCAGGAGGAAGAGGAGCAGCGGCGCAAGGAGAAGGAGGAGGAGGCACGUCUGGCCAGCAUGCCAGCCUGGAGGAGGGACAUCCUGCGUAAGAAGCUGGAGGAAGAGAGGGAGCAGAAACGGAAAGAGCAGGAGAAGCUGAAGCGGGAGGAGGAGGAGAAGGAGAAGGAGCAGUCGGAAAAGCUAAGGACUCUUGGGUACGAUGAGACAAAGCUGGCGCCCUGGCAGCGACAGAUCAUCCUCAAGAAGGGGGACAUAGCCAAGCACUAGCCACGCCACGCCUGGCUCUUCACGGCGGGAGGAGGCCAGUAGGUCCCCCCACGGACCAUGAUAUGCCUCGGCACCCUCCUCCCGCCAUGGAUGGCCACAUAUCCCAACCCAGAGGAGCCCCCACCACCUCCCCAGGCACCCCUAGUCCCCAUCCCACUGUCGCCAGCCCACCACCACCUCGUGCUGCCCUUUGCAAAGUGAGUUGCCGUGGGGUAGGGCACGUGGCUUCUUGUGCGCUGCCCGGCUCGGCUGCUGCGGCUGGGCUCGCCAUGCUGCCCAGCUCCCCGCACUCCCCACUGGCACUGCUCGCUGUUGCAGCACGCUCAACCCCACUCCUGCCCCUCCAGAGCCGCUCGAGGCUGGCUCCCAGCUCAUCUCCACUCAGACCACCUGCCUUUCCAGCAAUUAAAACUAUAAAUCUCGCCAGCAGUGCCCCUCGCCUUCCUGGGGCUGCCCACACCACCCCUG